Molecule: messenger RNA, 1686 nt
Organism: Danaus chrysippus (African queen)
Lineage: Eukaryota; Metazoa; Arthropoda; Insecta; Lepidoptera; Nymphalidae
Source: the annotation of a GenBank genome assembly
AUGAACGGGAGCUCGUCGUGCCGGUGCUGCCUGGCGCGGCCUCCGGACAAGGACCUAAAAUCACUAUACACAUGCCUCGGCAAGACAGAAGUAUACGGGGAUAUGCUCAAGGAAUGUUUUGAGAUACAUCUCAUGUUAGAGACUUGUGAGUCCGAUAAUGGUAUAUGCGAGGUUUGUAUAUCAAGGCUUCGGGAUGCUUGCGACUUUAAGCAGCAAGUCAUGAGAUGCCAGGCCGAGCUACAGAUGAAGAUGCUCGACGAUGCUGUUAAGGAUGAAGACGUCCCAAAGAUCAAAAUGGAAUACUCGGAUAUGGAGGAAAAUGAAAAUGGCAUAUACUUCCUAGAAUUGAAAGAAGAAGUGUCAGAUUUUGAGGAUCUAAAAGAAGAUGAGAAAAUCGCUGAGAUGUUGGGUCUAGAUGAUGUGACUAUGAAAAGAAAAAGUUGUAAGAAAAAGAACAAUAAGAAAAGACUGACUAUAGAAGAAAGUAGAGAUCGCAAAAGCAAAACAAUUAAAAUUAAAUCGCCACUGAAAUUAUCUCUACGUACGCUGACUCAAAUAGAACAACUGAACGACUCGGUUACAACCGAUAUAUGUAUGGUUAGCGAGAACAAGAAACAUUGCCAGAACGUUGAAAAAAUACUCAAAUACUCAAACUGUACCCCAUUCUCGAAUAAGACACUAGCCGGGAUAGUUUGCGCGUAUUGCAAAGAAACUUACCAAAAUCCAGAUGAUCUGAGAACGCAUACCAAAAAAAUACAUAAAUCAGACGAUUUAAACUACAACAAGCGUUUGGAUAAAAGCAAUCUAUCCAUAAAAAUGGAUAUAUCCGAACUUAAAUGCAAUAUUUGUGAUACUGAAAUAGAUACUAUAACAAAUCUCAAAAAGCAUCUAACUCUUGAGCACGAUAUAAAAUUCUAUCCGGACGUAUACGACUAUAUAUUGGAAUUUAAACUAUCAGACAGUGAUUUAUUGGACUGCGCGCUAUGCAAUUCCACAUUCGAGACCUUCAAAAUGCUCCUCCAACAUAUGAACGGUCAUUAUCGGAACUACAUUUGUGAUAUUUGCGAUCUGGGCUUCAUAAAUAAGCACCGAUUAAAAAAUCACCAACGCACACACGAGAUAGGCACAUUCAAGUGCAGUUAUUGCGACAAAGUUUUUGGUACUCAUGUACGGAAAAUGUGCCACGAAAAAUAUACACAUAAUACGAAUGCAAGAUACACAACGAAUUGUCCGCAUUGUGACAAAUCAUUCACGAGUUACUAUCAACGAAAUCGUCACAUGUUCAACGAGCAUAACAUAGCAGCAGCUACAUACAAAUGCAAUAUAUGCGACAAAUCCUUCAUAUUAAAAUCCAAAUUGACGUCACAUAUCAAAAAAGUACACCUUAUGGAGAGAAAUCAUAUAUGCAGUGAAUGUGGGCAAGGAUUCUUUAUCAAACAGAGCUUGGAUGAGCAUAUGAUAAAACAUAAUGGGGAAAGAGUAUUUAAAUGCACCGUUUGUCAUAAAGCAUAUGCAAGGAAGAAGACUUUACGAGAGCAUAUGCGGAUACAUAAUAAUGAUAGGCGCUUCAAAUGCGGUGUAUGCGGCUUGGCGUUUGUACAAAAGUGUAGUUUGAAAAGUCACAUGCUGUCAAACCACGGACUUACUCUAUCAGAGUUCGAGAGCUCGAGUAAGCUGAGCCCGUAG